AUGAAAACUAGAGUUUUGCAGAACCCUCCUCCUCCACCGGAGCCGUCGGAUCGAGCUCCUCCUCAUAAGUCAUCGUCCCUAACUUCUCCUUCCCAGCCAAGGUUUUCUUCCCCUCCGCAUCAGCCAACGCUUGGAUCUAAACCGAACAUAAACCACCGCACUCAACCACACCCCCUUUGGCGGUGGUUCGGAAUCUCGCCGGUCAUGACGGUGGUCCUCUCAACUCUUCCUCUCCGGCUUGUCUCUGCCAAUGAAGUUCAAGUAGGGAAUGAGUGUAAAGCCAAGACUUUAGAAUUCUUGGUGACUCAAGCUGAAGCUAGAGCGGCUUUGUCGUAA
Arabis nemorensis is the source of this 336-nucleotide messenger RNA. NCBI's taxonomy places the organism in Eukaryota, Viridiplantae, Streptophyta, Magnoliopsida, Brassicales, Brassicaceae. The record is from the annotation of a GenBank genome assembly.